This is a messenger RNA of Micromonas pusilla CCMP1545, 1182 nucleotides long. RefSeq lists its product as uncharacterized. The transcript has a single exon. NCBI's taxonomy places the organism in Eukaryota, Viridiplantae, Chlorophyta, Mamiellophyceae, Mamiellales, Mamiellaceae. The coding region runs from base 1 to 1182 and encodes 393 amino acids. The record is from RefSeq and is a predicted model, not a curated record.
AUGGGUUCCGGGCCGAACGACACGAUGACGUCCAAGGGCGGCGCCGGCAGCGGCAGCGGCGGCGGCAUGAACGCGUCCAGACGGGGGGCCAGCGGCGGCGCGCUGAACGCCUCGCGAGGCAGCAGCUCCGGGCUCCCCACGAACCGCGCGGCGUUGUUACGAGCCGCGGAGAAGAAACGCGCGAACGAGGCGGGGUACCACGGCCGCGAGAACCCUGCGAAGACGAGCGACUUGCCUCCGUUCUGGAGCACGAGCAAGCACGGCGUGCCGUACAACGAGGGCGACCCGAUGGAGAUUGCAAAGGGGGGCGCUCGCCCGGGCGGCGCCAACGCGGGCGUGUUUAGUAAAUCGCUCGUCCGAGCCUCCGUCUCCGCGGGGCUGUCCGUCUCCGCGUCCUUGGGGCCCGCGCAGAUGAAACUGAACGACCUGCGGAAGGCGUUGGAGAGUCCGCACUCGCACAUGGGGCACGAGGAGCGCGUGCGGGCGAUCGCGAAGCUGCCGCCGUACGAACACAUAGUCGCGCUCGUGAAGGGAUUAGGCGCGUUCUAUACACUGGUCCCCAUACGACCGCGUUGGCGUGGUGAACGCCGUUCCUUAAGGACUUUGCCCGGCGCAUCUCUCCGCCCACCCCUCGGUUUCAAUCCCCGCCCUCGACGCCUUUCAACUCCGCUUCUGACGCCUUUCAACUCCACCCCGACGUUCGCUCGUAUGGAAUGGCCCUUAGACCGGGACCCGUACGACACGACGAAGGGCCCGUGGACCGGGGACAAACCCGAGGUUUGGAAGAAAGAUCCGGAGCGGUGCGUCCGACGCGCGGUCGUCGCGCUCGAGGCGCGCAUGCGCGAAUCCCUCGCGCGCGUCGUCGCCGCGGAGAACAAGAAGGCGUUAUCGCCGUGCUACACGGAGAAAGAUUUCCUCAUGCGCGUGUUCCAACGGGUGGACAAGAAUCGCCACGGGCGCUUCACGGGCGACUGCGACCUCGCGAUGUUUCUCCAGGCGUGGGGCAGCGCGCCGCCGGAGCCGGACGACGCGGACGACGACGAGAACGAAAACGAGAAGAACGAGUUCGCCGGGCCCGCGAGCGUGGCGUCGAUCGCGUCGACGCCGAAGCCGACGGAGGCGCGUUCUAUCUCGCACUGGUCCCCAUACGACCGCGUUCGCGUGGUGCACGCCGAUCCUUAA